AUGAUGGAAGAACUUUCGUCGGGGUCGUCCGACUAUGCGGCGAGCACAUGGAUUGCGUGGUUCCUCUCCACAAAAGGCAACGAAUACUUUUGCGAGUUGGACGAGGACUACAUUCUGGACCGCUUCAACCUGACGGGUCUCAAUACCGAGGUGCAGCACUACAUGCAUGCGCUGGACCUGAUUACCGAUGCGCUGGAUGAGCAACUGGACGACGACCAGCGCGAGCAGAUCGAGACGCAGGCGCGCAUCCUGUACGGCCUGAUCCAUGCGCGCUACAUUAUCACGACGCGGGGCCUCGCCAAGAUGCUGGAAAAGUACAAGCACGCCGACUUUGGGCGCUGUCCCCGCGUGCUGUGCUACCAGCAGCCGCUCCUCCCGGUGGGCCUGUCCGAUCUACCCUUUCGCAGCCCGGUGAAGCUGUACUGCCCCCGGUGCGAAGAUUUAUACAGCCCCAAGAGCUCGCGGCACGGCUCGAUCGACGGCGCGUUUUUCGGCACCUCGUUCCCUCAUAUGCUCUUCAUGGUAUACCCCCACAUGGUGCCGGUCAAGACGGCGACGGGCGGCCCCCAUCCGACCGCGAAGCAGUCCUAUGGCGGAAUUUCCGCCGACGUGCUGCACCAGCGUGCGCUCGCGCUCGAGCAAAACAACUCGCUCACCCACUCACAGAUGGACGAGGUGAGCAGCGAGACCGCGUCGAACCCGCCGAGCGAGGCGCGCGUCGGCCACGCGUCCAACGCCGACUCGGGCACCUCGUCGCCGCUGCCGAACAAGCCCGCAGUGCCCGACGUGGAACGCGUCGUGCCGCGCAUCUUUGGUUUCCCGGUGCACGAAACGAGCCGUCUGAUGGCCUGGCAGGAGAAGAAGCAGCAGCAGCAGGUGGGGCGCAUCGCGCGGUUCCGGCAAAAAACCGAAGGGGGCAAGACGAGUCUCUAG
Malassezia japonica is the source of this 933-nucleotide messenger RNA. It is a transcript of the gene CKB2, whose product is annotated as casein kinase 2 regulatory subunit. Gene Ontology annotation, biological process: regulation of transcription by RNA polymerase III. The record is from RefSeq and is a predicted model, not a curated record. Gene Ontology annotation, molecular function: protein kinase regulator activity. Lineage: Eukaryota; Fungi; Basidiomycota; Malasseziomycetes; Malasseziales; Malasseziaceae. Bases 1 to 933 code for a protein of 310 amino acids. Gene Ontology annotation, cellular component: cytoplasm; protein kinase CK2 complex; UTP-C complex. The transcript is spliced from 3 exons.